Messenger RNA from Cavenderia fasciculata, 1716 nucleotides. RefSeq lists its product as uncharacterized. The coding region runs from base 1 to 1716 and encodes 571 amino acids. The record is from RefSeq and is a predicted model, not a curated record. Lineage: Eukaryota; Evosea; Eumycetozoa; Acytosteliales; Cavenderiaceae. Gene Ontology annotation, molecular function: protein binding. The transcript is spliced from 7 exons.
AUGAAUAACAGUAUUAUUUAUAUACUUCGAAUAUUAUUUGGAAUAUUAGUUCUAGUAAUAGUCAACAAUCAUCUCAAUAGUUUUGGAUUCGGACAAACUCAAAUUCCUACAGCUUUAAUUAUUAGUGAUCCAAAAAUUUUAAACAUCAAGACAAAGAUUGUUGAUUUUACAUUUUCAGUGCCAAGCGAGAAUGGCAUGGUAUUUUGUAACAUUUCUUUAAAUAAUACAAUGACCUACACCGAAGUUAGGUUUAGUGACGUGACAAAUCGAUUAAUUUCAAUUAAUCUACCAUCUGGGACAACAACAAAUGUUGGGCUAGUUGCUUAUGAUUUUUAUGGUGUUUCCAACACUUUAUAUUUCAAAGUGACAACCUAUCCAGUCAUCUCGAAUCUCACAAAGCAGGUUCUUCAAGCAUACGACCUUUCAACCAACGAUCCCAAUGAUUGGACAAUGUAUAACGGCAGUAUCAUCUAUUACAUGCCAGAUUUUGUCACUGAUCCUCAAAAUUUAUCCUUGAUGGUUAAUAAUGAUGGUACCGAUUUAACCCUUUAUACUCAAAUUACCUUUUAUUAUUUUCCAACUAUAAAUUCAACCAAUUCAACAAGUGAUUAUGAAUCAAUUUAUUUGACAUGGAUUAGUGAUGGUGGAAUGCCAGGUAAUAUUACUUAUCAAGUAUCUGUAUCCAAUCCAAAAUCAUCGAUUCAAGUACCGUUGGUUUGGUGUUCAGGUGCCAAUAUUAAUUCAUGUCUUAUCACUGGAUUGACUUCAAAUACUGAAUAUUCUGUGGAUAUUAAAAUGUCAUCUAUUCAAUUCUUACCAAUCAAUCAAACUAUUUUAGUUUCAACUUUACAACAUCCAAAUAAUUAUACAUGUAUUGAUCGCCAAGGAAUUAAUAAUACAAUUGAAUGUAAUGGAUUUGGUGAAUGUUUGAAUAGAACAUGUCGAUGUGUGAAUAAUAGAGUUGGACUUUAUUGUGGUACUGUAAAACCUGGUGGUGGUGGUGGAAAUGGUGAUGGUGGAAGGGAUUGGGAUAGUCACGUCGAACCAUCACUAAACAACCCAAAAAUAGUCACCAACAAUGCAGAUAUAUUUUAUCAAUUUGUAGUUUCACAAAUUAGAGAACUCGAUGUUGACCAAAAUAUUAUCAAGUCAUUGGAUUUAACAACUCUCAACUGGGAAAUGACAAAUCAAACCAAUCAACCAACCAACAUAUCACCUUUAAUUUUACUUAAUAAUUGGAUAUAUUCAACAAAUAGUGAUGGUUCUUUCUACAAUACUAUUAAAAUUACAUUUUCACAAUAUGUACAACAACAAGAAGAGGAGGAUGAUGAAGAAGAAGAGGAAACAACUCCAAAAGACAUUCGAGUUACAUUUGCAGGUCAAUUAUUUUAUUUGGCAGUUGGAUCGAUUAAAUAUACAAUUGAAAUUGAAGGUUGGAGUUUUGAAAAAUCUCAACAACACAUGUCCUACAGUUUUAUUACAACGAUACCAUACUUUAAUCUUAAUGCUGUAUUUGAUCCAGAUCUUCAAUUGAUGAUCAAUGUUGAUACCAUUAACCAAUUUUUGACAACACCAUCAAAAAAAUGGAAGAUUAUUGUUGGUGUAGUCAUUGGUGUUGCUACUUUGAUUUCAAUUUCGAUUGCCACUAUUAUCUAUAAAAUCAAAAUGGAUAAAGAAAAAAAGUACAAGGCUCGUUUACAAUUAAGAACCAUCUGA